AGACGACGAAGAAGAUUGUAUGACGCCGGCGAUUCACUUCCGCUUUCAUUGUAACUGUAGCUACAAAUCAGUUACAAGCUGGUAUUUAUUUGUUCCUCAGAGCAUUUUGUUUGGAGGUGAGCGGCUCAUCAGAAAAUGAUUGACGUUAAAGCCUGGGCAGAGUACGUGGUGGAGUGGGCCGCCAAAGACCCCUACGGCUUCCUCACGACCGUCAUCCUGGCCUUGACCCCACUUUUCAUCGCCAGUGCUCUGCUUUCCUGGAAACUUGCGAAGAUGAUUGAGGUCAGGGAUCGCGAGCAGAAAAAGAAGCAGAAGCGACAGGAGAACAUCGCGAAAGCCAAAAGAGCCAAAAAGGACUGAACUGAAACAGCUAAGGGAUGCAGAGGGAUCAAUGCAUAUGUUCCUGUGUGUAAACAAAAUAAAAACAAGCCCCCACUCUUAGCUAUGCAGAACCCAGAGCAGCUCCUGCAGGGGCUUUGGGUGAAACGGGGCUUCGAGACAGCCUUAUCACUCGCUAUGAGUGUGUUGAUUAAUUGAGAUCACUUUUUCAGAACUGCAGUAUUUUGUUUUUUUUUUCUGGAAAAUUCACUGCUGUAACAUGAUUGCAGCACUCAGCAUUCCAAUACUUUUUAAUGUUGACCUUUUCCAACACCAAUCCACUAAAGUUUUUAUUAUUAUUAUUAUUGUUAUUAAAAAAAAAGCUCUUAACAGCCUGAA
This is a messenger RNA of Ictalurus punctatus (channel catfish), 717 nucleotides long. It is a transcript of the gene smim15, whose product is annotated as small integral membrane protein 15. Bases 136 to 360 code for a protein of 74 amino acids. The record is from RefSeq and is a predicted model, not a curated record. NCBI's taxonomy places the organism in Eukaryota, Metazoa, Chordata, Actinopteri, Siluriformes, Ictaluridae. The transcript is spliced from 2 exons.